CACAAAUGCAAUACUCAUACAAUGUUGGGCAACAAUAUGUGCCUAAAGUAUGAUGUAAUCAAUGCAUGCAUUCAUUUAUUGUAAAUAGUUUUCAAUUAAUUGGGAUUUACAACCAUUUAAUUAAAAAUAGUUAAAUUCAAUAUUUUAAUCAAUUUAUAUAAUUUAACAUUUGUUUCAUUCAAACGGCUCUCAAACAAACAAAUCAAAGUAUGUCAUUCGGUUUAUUGACAUUUCGGUCAUUCAUUAGAAGUCCAAUUAUAGCAAUCAAUUCCAACAAAGUAUCCAAAACUAUACAAAGACAGUACUCUAAUGUAAUGUCACACAAAACAGACAAUAAAACCAAUCUAAUAGAACCAAAAGAAUUGAGAUUUCCAUUACCUUAUGGACAUUUAGCCGCCAAAGAAUGGGGUAAUCCUAAUGGUCUACCAGUUCUCGCUGUUCAUGGAUGGUUAGAUAAUUGCGGAUCAUUUGAUCCAUUGAUUCCACACAUACUAAAGCCACACGAUUUACAUGUGGUGGCGAUAGACGAGCCGGGAGUGGGUCUGUCAUCGCACAAACCUCCCGGUUCUGAAUACGGCCGUUGGAAUACUGUUCUCGAAAUGAAACGAGUGGUCGAUCACCUCAAGUGGACUAAAUUCACGAUCAUUGGUCACUCGCAAGGUGGACACUUUGCGCUGUUAUUUGGUGCCAGUUAUCCAGAACUUGUGGAUCGCAUCAUAACUAUCGACAUAUUCAAACCGCUCACAUAUCGUGGCGACAAUUGGGCCAAAAAGGUGUCCAAAAUAACGGAAGUUCACAUGCGAUACGAGAAUUUCCUGAAUAACGACCCGUCAAAGGAUAGCAAAGCGCCCGUCUAUUCAGAAGCCGAUGCCCUCAAGCGUCUGAUGGAAGGACACGGAAACUCACUCAAUGAGAACAGCGCUCGUAUUCUUAUGCAAAGAGGAACCACUAAACAGAAAUGGGGCCUAACUUUUAGCAGAGAUAUUCGUCUAAAAGUGCCAUCACUUGAUCCGCCGCCCACUGACGAGCAAAUGACUAAAUUCAUGGCUCAUCUGAAGUGCGAUUUGAUGAUAAUUAUGGCCAAUCAAACCCCAUAUCAUAUUCCAGAAGAAAUCAAACAAAAAUAUUACGACAUUUACAGAACUAAUAGUCGCUAUUUUGAAGACAUUAAUAUCGAUGGCUCGCAUCACUUGCAUAUGAAUGAUCCCAUUCCUGUCGCGCAUCAAAUCAACCAAUUUAUUGACCGUUCAUUACAACUACAACUUAAACCUAAACCUAAACUUUAGCAUU
This is a messenger RNA of Medioppia subpectinata, 1290 nucleotides long. The record is from the annotation of a GenBank genome assembly. Lineage: Eukaryota; Metazoa; Arthropoda; Arachnida; Sarcoptiformes; Oppiidae.